This is a messenger RNA of Lates calcarifer (barramundi perch), 1710 nucleotides long. RefSeq names its product synapse-associated protein 1. Gene Ontology annotation, cellular component: synapse; cytoplasm. The coding region runs from base 115 to 1209 and encodes 364 amino acids. NCBI's taxonomy places the organism in Eukaryota, Metazoa, Chordata, Actinopteri, Centropomidae. The record is from RefSeq and is a predicted model, not a curated record. The transcript is spliced from 9 exons.
AGAAGAAGAAAAUCUGUCUGUUCAGUUCCUGGUUGCAUAAAGUCAAGAAUCACCCACUGUCCAGAUUGUUGGUUUUCUCAUCUUUAAGCUAACAGUCACUUUAUUUCGACAAAUAUGUUCAAAGGGUUAGGGACGUGGUUGGGUUUGGAGAACCCGACGUACACGAAGACGUCAGAUGACAAAGAAAACGUGAGCGUGCAGCAGGAAGAAAAGGUGGUAGAGGCUCAAAACGAGGUAAACAAACAGCAACCAGCUGACCAGGAUGGAGAACCAGAGGCGAACCUGGAAAACUCGGAGCAGGGCAAAGGACUGGGCGAUUACAUCUUCAGCUUUGCCUCCAGUGCCACCAAGAAGAUUUCUGACUCAGUGGUAGAGACAGCUCAGACCAUCAAGAAGACCGUGGAAGAAGGAAAGAUUGACGGCAUCAUAGACAAGACUUUUCUAGGAGAUUUCCAAAAGGAGCAAGAGAAGUUUGUUCAAGAGAAGAAAGCAAAAAAAUCAGAAGCAGCAGUGCCUCCCUGGGUUGGCUACAAUGAGGAAGAGACAAUCCAGCAACAGAUCCUUGCUCUCUCAGCUGACAAGAGGAACUUCUUGCGGGACCCUCCCGCCGGUGUUCAGUUCCACUUCGACAUGGAGCAGAUGUAUCCUCUGGCUGCAGUGAUGCUGGAGGAAGACCAGCUCCUUAACCGCAUGCGCUUCGACCUGGUUCCCAAACAUGUGAAGGAGGACGUGUUCUGGAGGAAUUAUUUCUACCGGGUGUCUCUGAUCAAGCAGUCAGCUCAGCUCACAGCGCUGGCAGCCCAGCAGCAGCAGCAGAAGGACGGUGAGGACAGAGGUACCAGUGUUUCACCUGAGGACAUCGUCUUAACAGACAAUGUAAGACCAAAAACUCCACCAGUUUCCAUCAGCGACAUACAGAAGCGACCUCAGGAAGAAGAGGAGGAGAUGUCCACAAGUCCUGGAGUGUCCGAGUUUGUGAGUGAUGCUUUCGAUUCAACGUCCAUCAACCAGGAGGACCUGAGGAAGGAGAUGGAGCAGCUGGUGCUGGAUAAGAAGGAGAGCAGUCCUUCUCCUGAUGAUGAAUCAGCAGACUGGGAGAAGGAGCUGCAGCAAGAGCUCCAGGAGUACGAGGUGGUGACCGAGUCAGACAACAAAGACGACCAGUGGGAUCAAGAGAUCGAGAAGAUGCUCCAGGCUGAUGACAGCUAGACAACUACUGUGUGUUUGUCUCCUGUACAGGCGGUGAUCUGGCCCAGAAUGGAUGAAUAGAGGUGAAUAAUGAUCAGUGAUGCACAAGGGGAUGAACUUCCACAUCCUCUGGCCCACCCAACUGUGAUUACUAUUUUGUAAACAUUCUCCUAAUGAAGGUGUAGAUUCAGUUAUGGCAAGAAUGUGUCACCUCUGCUGGAAGCAGUGGUUAUGUUGAGGCAUUUUAGUGAAGUACUUCUCCUUAAAUUAGUUUGUAUCUACUUGGUUUCCCUACUCUUUUCUCUUUUUAAUGGGAAAAGCUGCUAGGGGGCGCUCUAAUACAAGUACCAUGAAUUUUGUAAUGGAAAGGGCUUGUGGGAAGUCACAGAUCUGCAUCACAUUCUAUCUUUUGUUUCCACUGCUGCUUUCUGGUGGGUUGUAAAGUCAUAGUAUAGUUCAUAGAACAGGAAAGUCAAAUGUAAAGUUACAAUUAUGUAAAUAAAGAAAGAUUCUAACACUAUA